Molecule: messenger RNA, 1752 nt
Organism: Penicillium malachiteum
Lineage: Eukaryota; Fungi; Ascomycota; Eurotiomycetes; Eurotiales; Aspergillaceae
Product: C6 zinc finger domain protein
Exons: 1
Coding region: 1-1752 (583 amino acids)
Biological process (GO): response to xenobiotic stimulus; regulation of DNA-templated transcription
Molecular function (GO): zinc ion binding; DNA-binding transcription factor activity, RNA polymerase II-specific
Source: RefSeq, a predicted model, not a curated record
AUGUCGACGACAAUCUCUAAGCGUAAGCGGGCGAUGAAGGCAUGCAUCCCAUGUCAUCAGCGCAAGCGAAAAUGCGACACCGUGUAUCCUUGUGGCAUGUGCACCACCUACGGAUACAACUGCAGAUACACCGACGGCAAUAUUGAUGCUAAUAUUGGCGGAGGCGAGCCAAUUAUUCAACCUCCAACGAAGCGAGUCAAUCUGGACGGUGAAAGUCGUCUGGCGAGUCGGGCAGCCACAGACCCGACGCCGAGUAGUCGAUCUCAUGCGGAGCGAGACUGCAUCGAUGACAAUGCCUCUUCAGCCAAGAGUCUCACGGUCGCGACGGGCACGUCCCCGGGAAUUCUUGAUGAACAGAAACUCAGAUACUCCGGGGCAUCGGCGGCGAUGUCAUUCCCGCACAUCCUGGGCGUUGCUCUCGGCUCUGAAAAUCCUCCGAAGACACGAUCAUUCGCUUACAACUUCGGCAUCCGCCCAGAAGAGGCAUCAAAUCCGCACUGCUUCCUAGGAGAUAUCAUCUCAGAUGAAGAUCUCAGCCUUUUCUCGGGUGCGUUUUUCUUGGUAUUAAGUCCCAUCGGCGAUGUGAUUGAUCCAAGGAUCUACGCCCAGCGGUGUCGGGAUUACUAUAACAGGACGGGUAACAACGCGGUCGCAUUUGCCGCUGUAGCCGCUGGCGUGGCUGCUCUUGGAUCGUUCCUAUCCCCCAUCAGACAUCCACGGGAAUCUGAUCUGGUGCAAUAUGCCAAAGCCAUCCUCGAUGAUCCCGCCUCCAUGCGUUUGCAUGGGAUCGACCAUAUCGUUGCAUGGGGCAUGCGGGUAUUUUAUCUUCGGGCAACAACGCGACCCAGCAAUGCAUGGAUCGCUUCAUGCACGCAGAUGCACCUAUGCGAAGCCAUCGGGUUACACGAAGAAGACAAUAUCAAGAAGAUAGCGUCGAUCGCUGGUUCCGCUAUUGGGCAUGAUGCCGAUCGGCUCAGGAGAAUUUUUUGGAUCUCGUGGGCGGGACAUGCCAUGUUGUCCUAUGAAUAUGAUCGGUCGCCUGUGAGCUUUCGGGUAGUGACUUGCCAGCCUGUCCUCCCCAUACGAGGAUCCGUCGCCGAUCAGUUUGUAAAGUUGAUACAGAUCAUUCCGUCUCCCAAUUCUCCGUUCCAGCUUGAAUUGCAGCCCAAAAAUCCUACUGAAGAGCUCUUUGGGCAUUUGAAGGCGCUGCAUGAGCUGCAGAUCAGCCAUCCGUUUCUGGUGGUGACCAAAGCAGACAUCGCAUUCUGCUUCUAUCGACGUCUUUACCAGCUUAAGGCCUGCAUACCGGACGAUAUAAUUAAGCUACUCAUUGAGAGUGGCAAUGGCGCAAUACAGGCGGCACAGCAGCAAGCUAGCCAAGGUCGUCUGUUUUGGAACGUCAUCGGCAGUGUCUUUCAGUACACUUGUAUUCUGCUGGCUCUUGACACACCGGUGGCUUUUGCGCACAUCGGCGCCGCAUUCAAGGGAUUGGAGAGCCUUGUUAAGGCUGCUGAUACAAUACUGACACGUGAGGCGUUGUCUACGGCACGGCAUCUUCUAAGUGUCAGUAUGACAAAGAAACGGAAUGAGCUUGCUCAGCUGGAAGCUGUCGAGGCAAGCUAUGAAUUUUUUCAGACGCCGCUGGCACCUGAGGUUAACACCGCAGUACCGGACAUGGAUUGGAAUUUGGACUGGGAUCAAUUCUUCAUUGAGCCAUAUUUAUCCAUGCUCGGUCCUGACGUUCAGUUAUAG